AUGGCCGCCCUUCGGCUCCUCCACAAACGAGACUUUCACUCUAGCGGAGUCCAACCUGCGCCCAAACUUCUGGACGCGAAGGCCAGUGCGGCUUCGAAAACGAAACUCAAGCAAGGAACGAAGGCAGGAUUGCCACCGUCCACACAUAUGACCACACGGGAUAGAAUUGCCGCCGUGUCCCAGCGUGCGCAGCAGAAGAUUGAGGAGCAACGAAAGGAGCAGGAACGGAACCUCGUCCGGGGAGGACUUGCUUCUUCCAGCGCGUUUGGCGGUGAGCUAUACAAGUCUUCCGACCACGACGACAUACCCAACUUGUUCGACGACCGCAAUCCGUCACAUAUGGCACAGGUUCUCAAUCCCCGUCCCAGCGCCCGCGCACGAUGGCAGCGCCGUAUGGUCAUCCGACACAUCAGGCACGCCGGCCGGCUCAACAAGGAAAUGAAGAUCGCUCGGACGGAGAGACAGCAUCUCCUUCGGUCACAUUUCUUCAAGACGUCCAUGAAGAAGCUGGCACCCCUGGCUCGUCAGAUUGCAGGCAAAUCCAUUGACGAGGCAAUUCUCCAGAUGAGGUUUUCCAAGAAAAAGGUGGCACAGGAAGUCCGACAGCAUCUGAUCCAAGCCCGCAACGAGGCCAUCGUCAUGAAGGGCAUGGGGCUGCAACCUGUCCCAACACCACCAGAUGCAAAGCUCAACGAGGAUCCCAGUGAGACGAGACCUUUACCCCAUCAAACACCUAUGAAGACGUACAAGAAGGGGCACACCCCCCAGGAAACCGAUAUUUACGUGGCAGAAGCCUGGACCAAUCGUGGACCUUAUGGUUCGGAGCCUGAUUUCCGCGCCCGAGGACGCGUCUAUGAGAAACGUCCGCCUCACACAGGCAUCAGUGUCGUGUUAAAAGAGGAGAAGACGAGGUUACGGGAGGCUGCGGCGAAAGAAGCCAAAGCACUUCGAAAGAGGAUGGGGAAGAACAUGUGGGUUCAUUUGCCAGACCGAAAGAUUACGGCUCAGCGUCAACAUGUUUUGUGGUGA
Capronia epimyces CBS 606.96 is the source of this 1029-nucleotide messenger RNA. RefSeq lists its product as uncharacterized. The coding region runs from base 1 to 1029 and encodes 342 amino acids. Gene Ontology annotation, cellular component: mitochondrial large ribosomal subunit; ribosome. The record is from RefSeq and is a predicted model, not a curated record. NCBI's taxonomy places the organism in Eukaryota, Fungi, Ascomycota, Eurotiomycetes, Chaetothyriales, Herpotrichiellaceae. Gene Ontology annotation, molecular function: structural constituent of ribosome. Gene Ontology annotation, biological process: translation; ribosome assembly. The transcript has a single exon.